AUGAGGCUUGACCUGAUCGGCUGGAUUAUUGACGUGACAAAUUGCAAGUGUUUUUCGUCUACAUUUCCACGGGUACUCCGACAGUCCGCCGAAAACGAGACCUUUUCUCCGGCCCACAAACUAGACACACGAGGCCCCCAAUACCGUUCGCCAGUCGGCCACCCACUCACUGGGCCCACUCUGGUGCUUCACCGGCCAGGCCGACCAAGCCAGCCAGCCAGCCAGGCCCCAACAGGACCAGCCGAUUUCACCCUCAAAACUCCGACAAUCGCCAUGGUGACCGAGAUCGCCGGACCAACUAAAAAUUAG
Molecule: messenger RNA, 309 nt
Organism: Protopolystoma xenopodis
Lineage: Eukaryota; Metazoa; Platyhelminthes; Monogenea; Polystomatidea; Polystomatidae
Source: the annotation of a GenBank genome assembly